Molecule: messenger RNA, 549 nt
Organism: Cajanus cajan (pigeon pea)
Lineage: Eukaryota; Viridiplantae; Streptophyta; Magnoliopsida; Fabales; Fabaceae
Source: RefSeq, a predicted model, not a curated record
AUGUUAGAAAAUCAGAUUCGAUCCAUCGAGCGCAUGCUCCGAAAGAGUUUGCCUCUCGAGGCGCGAGAGGCGCAGGAGCAGAAGUUGGAGGGACUGAAGAAGCAGCAAGAGAUUCACACGCGCCUCACCGCCGAGCGUAAGAUAUUCCUGCGCGACCGCAAGAUCGAGUUCUUCAAGAGGAGGAAAAUCGAAAGACGAAUCAGACGCCUCGAGAAAUUGCACCGUUCUUCUUCUUCUUCUUCUUCCUCCUCCGCACAACCUUACUCCGACCAGCUUUCCGCUCUCAAACAGGAUCUUCAAUAUGUCAUGUACUUUCCCAAGAAUGAGAAAUACGUUCCUUUGUUUACCGGCGGUGAUGAUUCGGAGAUUAUUGACAGGAGAGAAAUGGGCUGCGCAAAUAGAUUGAAGAUAGGUUAAUUGCAGCUGCUGCAAGUGGCAAGGAUUUAGAAGGUUCAUUAAUUUUCAUGAUUCGUGCCGUCAUAUAUGAGUUUAGAAUGUUGAUGCUCUACGAGAGAUUUGUUUUAGUUGUGUGAGCCCUACCUGAAAUUG